Molecule: messenger RNA, 2212 nt
Organism: Drosophila guanche
Lineage: Eukaryota; Metazoa; Arthropoda; Insecta; Diptera; Drosophilidae
Product: RUS1 family protein C16orf58 homolog
Exons: 4
Coding region: 385-1638 (417 amino acids)
Source: RefSeq, a predicted model, not a curated record
AUUUCGCGGUUAGCAUUUGUUGGGUUUUUUAAUUAACGUAGCUAGAUUAACUUGUUUAUAUAAUGCCUUAAACUUGGCUUUGCAUUGCUGCGUUCGUAAAUAGUUUCACGCCUUGGUUUUGGACCGUAUUUCCAUGGAUUUUCAGGAAGGCGCACCUCAGGCCCGAAAACAAGUCGCUGGCUGAAAGGAGACGCAGACAGACAGAAAAACAUAAAUAGCUGUGGGUGGUGGGUGGGGGAGGGUGUUGGCGUAGCGGUUGGGCCUGGCAUAAAUAACUUGGAGGCCAAAAAGCUAUAAAACUCCGCUUUUUGGCGACAAACUCCAACUCCGCUUGACCCCAAAAAGAUAAUAUCUCAGUCCCCCGGCUGCCAGAGUGUCGGCAAGAUGAAAAUCCAUUUUCGAGAGCAGUACGGCACCAAGGGUGAGGAAAUACUGUAUGUGACGCCAGCAGAUCAAAGCAACAUUGUUCGUGUGCCGCUACGUGGCGAUAAGCUGGUUAUUCAAGAGAAGUUUCUGCUCUUUCGGGUGCUGCAGAAAAUCUUCCUGCCCAAAGGCUAUCCGGACAGCGUCAGUGAGGACUAUGCAGCCUACCAGAUCUGGGAUACUGUGCAGGCCUUCUGCAGCACCAUCUGUGGCACACUCUGUACCCAUGCCAUACUCAAAGGCAUUGGCGUGGGCAGUGAGAAUAUCAAUGCCUACUCGGCGACAGUCACCUGGAUAAUGAAGGAGGGCUGCGGUCAUGUGGGUAGAAUAUUCUUCGCCUGGUGGAAGGGCUCCCAACUGGACGUGGACUCUAAGAAAUGGCGUCUGCGUGCCGAUUUCCUUAACGAUCUCGCAAUGGGAAUCGAAAUCUAUGUGCUUCCCAAAUAUCCACAUCUCAGUACCCAAAUCCUAUGCGGAUCCACCAUGCUCAAGGCAAUUGUAGGAGUGGCUGGCGGUGCUACGCGUUCUGCUCUGACCCAACAUCAUGCGGUUAGAGGAAACCUGGCGGAUGUUGCUUCCAAGGACAGUUCCCAGGAGACGUGCGUCAAUUUGGUCGCCUCUUUUGUGGGUCUAUAUCUGCUGACGCUGAUCAAAAGCCAGGCGGUGCUCUAUACGGUGUUCUAUGUGGUUGUCGCCCUGCAUCUCUAUUCGAAUCUCAAGGCGGUGCGUUCUGUGUGUCUGCGCACAUUCAACGAAUCGCGCUACCUCAUAGCCCUGGAAGAGUACUUUCGAUCGGCGCGAAUGCUAUCUCCACAGCAGGUCAAUGGCAUGGAGAGGGUGACGCUGGGACAAACUGUAUCUGUGUCGCUCAACGUGCGCCUCGGACUGAGUGUAAAGAAUUUGAUUGACGAGUACAAGACCAGCAGUUCCAUUGACAACAUUGUCUCCUCGUUUGAUCCCCAUGAGCACUUCAUCAUAGCCGAGAGUAAAAAAUACUUGGGCGUCUAUCUGCAUUUCGAAACACGCCAGCAGGAUGUGCUCAAGGCGUACUUCUUUGCUGUUUCCUAUCUGCAGGACAGGAAUCAGAUCAAGGAAAAGUACUGGGAUGUACAAACCAAAUGGCAGGAGUUUGUAGGUCUAGCACAAAAGGAGGGUUGGCUGGUCCAUCAACAUUUGCUGCUGGUAGACGAGUUCCGUUUGGACUGGAAGGUGUAGAAUGGUGUCGCGUUGCUUGACGUUUUUGACUAAGUUGCUUUUGCUUUAAAAUAUUUGAUUUCAUUCGAAAAUCAUUAUCAUUCUCACAUAUCUCACAUAUCUCACUACAUGGUAAAACUACACAGAGCAAGAAGCAAACAAAUGAAAACAUUGAUAUUAACUAAGUGCUACUGAUAUUUAUAUAGAUUUUAGCUUCGUGAAACUCGUUCGCACAUGAACAUCUUCCAAUUAACUCUGCCUUGGCACGAAAGUAAUGUUUUAGUAACCAAAGAUAUUUGGAUAGGAGAUUUUUGUUUCCUUUUUGUUGCUUUCACACAUGAAUUUAAUACGCUAAUUUCAAUUAUUAGAAUGCUACUGGAAAAACUGGUAAAGAAACACAACACACUCGACAAAAAUCUAUUUUGUAAGAACAUAUUGUAUGUAUUUCGAUAUUUCGAGUGCCUACUGUAAUUUUUUUAGAUAAUCAAGACAACCUGCUGCACAACGAAAACAGAACCCAAGCCCCUCGCUUAAAAUGCAUUCCCCACGCCCACAUAAAAAGUGUACAAAGUUUUAAAACGUUUUUUACGCUAAA